Solanum verrucosum is the source of this 2983-nucleotide messenger RNA. RefSeq names its product putative pentatricopeptide repeat-containing protein At2g02150. NCBI's taxonomy places the organism in Eukaryota, Viridiplantae, Streptophyta, Magnoliopsida, Solanales, Solanaceae. Gene Ontology annotation, molecular function: protein binding. The coding region runs from base 37 to 2322 and encodes 761 amino acids. The transcript is spliced from 5 exons. The record is from RefSeq and is a predicted model, not a curated record.
ACCAUGGCUAUACAGGGCUGUGCCGGAGAGCAAUGAAUGGAGUCAAUUACUGAAGCUAUUUUGUUCUACUUCGCCAUGUUAAUUUUUGUUCGGGGCCUAUUAGGUAUCACAUUCAGAAAAUCUGACCGUGUAAGCCAUUUCUCACCUGCUACAUUUACUCCAUUCCCGCAAAACUUGUUCUUCUUUGUCAACAACUUUCUUUGCUUAUUCAGAUACCCAUUUUCCACAAAUACUAGUAAUACUUUUUUGAAUGAUAAUUCCAUUAAGAAUAUCAUACGGGAAGAGAAAUGGGAAGAUGAUAUUAGGAUUGCAAGACUUUUUGAUUCCGCUUUAGCUCCUAUUUGGGUCUCCGAAAUUCUAUUGGCAUUGAAACAAGACCCAAGGUUAGUGUUGAGGUUUUUCAAGUGGGCAAAAACACAGACUGAUUUUUAUCAUACUGCAGAGGGUUAUUGUAUUGUAGCUCACAUUUUGUUCUAUUCUAGAAUGUAUAGUGAUACAUAUGAUGUUCUAAAAGAACUGGUUACCUUGAGUAAUGAUAAAAAGGUAUUGCGUUGUUCUGAUGUACUUGAUGUUCUUUGGUCAACAAGGAAUGCUUGUAAGCCAGGGUAUGGGGUGUUUGAUGCAUUAUUUAGUGUACUAAUUGAGUUGGGGUUGCUUAAGGAGGCUAGUGAGUGCUUUUUAAGGAUGAGAAGUUUUAGAGUUCUUCCCAAAGCACGAUCUUGCAAUUAUCUUUUGCACAGAUUCUCUAAGUUAGGUGAUAAGAACUCAUCAUUGAAGUUCUUUGAUGAUAUGAUUGAGUCUGGAAUUGUUCCAACAGUGUAUACCUACAAUAUAAUGAUUGACUAUUUAUGUAAGGAUGGGGAUUUGAAUGCAGCAAAAAGGUUAUUUGCUCAGAUGAAGGAUAUAGGCAUUGAACCAGAUAUUGUUACAUACAAUUCUCUCAUUGAUGGAAUUGGUAAGCAUGGGGAGCUUGAGGAGAUGGUUUCUAUCUACAAAGAAAUGAAGAAAUCUAAAUGUCUUCCUGAUGUAGUAACAUACAAUACAUUGAUCAAUUGUUUCUGUCGAUCUGGAAGGAUGGCAGUAGCAUUUGAGUAUCUGCAUGAGAUGAAGAGAAGUGGCUUGAAGCCCAAUGUGAUUACCUAUAGCAUAUUUAUUGAUGUUUUUGCCAAAGAAGGAAUGUUACAAGGAGCUAUCAAGUUCUUUGUAGACAUGAGGCGGGUUGGUCUUGCUCCUAAUGAAUUUGCUUAUACUUCGUUGAUUGAUGCUCAUUUUAAAGUUAGUAAAGUUGAUGAAGCGUUGAAGCUUGUUAAAGAGAUGCUAGAGGUAGGAGUUAAGUUAAAUGUCGUGACCUAUGCGACAUUGGUCGAUGGCCUUUGUAAUGUGGGGAGUAUCAAGGAAGCUGAAGAAGUUUUUAGGGUCAUGUUGAAGGAUGGGAUUGUCCCAAAUUUAGAAGUCUAUACUGCUCUUAUCCAUGGGUAUAUCAAAUCAAAAAGGCUAGUGGAUGCUUUGAAUAUUUUGGAACAAAUGAAAGAAAAUAAUAUCAGACCAGACACAUUACUCUAUGGAAUAGUUUUAUGGAGUUUUUGCUCUGACGAGAAUUUUGAAGAAGCCAAAGUUUUAUUUGAUAAAAUGAAGGGACUUGGGAUAGAGGGAAACUAUGUCAUAUACACAAUACUUGCUGACGCUUACUUUAAGGCUGGAAAAUCUGUAGAAGCACAGGCUCUGCUAAAUGAAAUGCAGGAAAGAGGUAUUUCCCCUACAGUUGUGACGUAUUCUGCAUUAAUUGAUGGCUUGUGUCGGCUGGGAUUUGUCCAGGAAGCAAUGGACCAUUUCCAUUCUAUGCCAAAAAUGGGUUUGCAGCCUAAUGUUGUGGCUUAUACAGCUCUAAUUCAUGGCCUCUGUAGAAAUAAAUGUCUAGAGGCUGCGGAAAAGAUGUUCAAUGAAAUGCUUGGAAAAGGUAUCCAUCCAGAUAAAAUAGUUUAUACAUCCUUGAUAGAUGGAAAUCUAAAGCAGGGAAAUAUUCAAGAUGCUUUAGAUUUACGAAGGAGAAUGACCGGUAGUGGUUUGGAGCUUGACCUUCAUGCCUACACUGCUUUGAUUUGUGGGCUUUCAAAAAAUGGCCAGGUGCCUCAGGCGAGAAGUUUUUUUGAUGAGAUGAUUGAGAAGGGUGUUAAACCUGAUGAGGUUGUAUUUUCAUGUCUUAUAAGAAAAUAUCAAGAGAUUGGUAAUCUGGAAGAAGUUCUUGCAUUGCAAAAUGAAAUGAUGAAAAGAGGCCUUACGACAGUUACAAGUGACGUUGCAGUUCAUAAUAUGCAAACCUGAGUAAUUGUAUUUUUUUGUCUGGUUACAUCAUUGACAGAAGAGGUCACGAUUAUACUCAGUGUGCUCUCCUAUAUCUAAUUCAACCCCAUCUCAAUACUGAGGGUAUUGGGUUGUCUCCUAGGUUUGAGCCUGCCCAGAAACAGAGGAAAGGCGCCUUUUCUCUGGUUUGUAGAGUCGAGUUUCUCGUUUACCCACAACGAAGGAGACGCUCCCACCAUGCAAGCAACCAUGGGUCAUAAUGCACUCUUCGCACGACAAGUCCACAUUGAAGUUGACUUAUUUGCUUGGCCAAUUGUCGGGAGCUCAUUACUGCUUCACAGAGGAGAGCUGGAGGAAGAUCAAAGUAUCACUGAACAUGAUGGAUCUUUAAGGAACUUCUACAACAAUGUGACCAUCAACGUAUAUCCCAUGAGACAGCAGAGCCGAAAUCUUUUACAUUGUCAUGGACUAAGCAUGAAGUUGUUUCAAGUCAUAUUGAUUUGGAGGCCAAUUACCAGCUCAAUCUUGACAUGAUGAACUGAGCAAGAAGGGAACUGUCAUGAAGGUUAAAUUUUGCUCUUUACUGAGGGGAUGAACAUGAAUUAGUGAUCAAUGACAUGAAAACAAUGCUCUCUUUUUCUGAAUGGCAUUGGUGGAAAACCACUGGUUUUUCCCUGGAAGC